UCAAUUCAAUUGACAAAAAAUGUAUUUAAAAUUUGAUUUUCAUUCACAUAUUUUACCCGAAAAUUGGCCCAAUUUGGCACAAAGAUGUGGUUAUACGGGUUGGAUAAGUAUGAAACACACGGACGACGGCAAAGCUCUUAUGAUGAAAGAUGACGGCACUGUCUUCCGUCCCGUUGACCAUAAGGUUUGGUCCACUUCUGUGCGUCUAAAGGAUAUGGAAGAUACGGGAGUGACGGUUCAAGUCCUGUCAACAGUGCCCGUAAUGUUUAGCUAUUGGGCCAAACCUAACGAUACGGCAUAUUUGUGUAGAUUGUUAAACAAUCAUCUAGCUUCUGUAGUGAGAAGCAAUCCGACCAAGUUUGUCGGGUUGGGCACAAUUCCAAUGCAAUCGCCUAUUCAUGCCGUCGAGGAAAUGAAAAGAUGUAAAAUGGAUUUGAAAUUAAAUGGUCUCAUAAUUGGCAGUCAUGUCAAUGAGUUAGGUCUCGACGAUCCAAUGUUUUACCCCAUUUGGAAAGCGGCCGAAGAGUUAGAUUUUCCACUUUUCCUCCAUCCCUGGGAUAUGCAAAUGAGUGGCCGUUUCUCUAAAUACUGGUUGCCAUACAUCGUGGGAAUGCCAGCCGAGACUUCCGGAGCCGUACUGGCGAUGAUAUUCAGCGGUGUUUUGGAGCGGUUUCCUAAACUGCGGAUAGCGUUAGCCCACGGGUCAGGAAUGUUGCCCUAUAUUAUCGGUCGCGCAGAGCAUGGCUUUCAUGUAUAUCCAGCAGAUUUCAAAGACAAUCCAUUCCCGCCCUCUAAAUAUAUGGGAAGAAUAUUUUGCGAUUCUCUGGUCCACAGCGAAGGAGCACUCAAUCUGGCGCUCAAUACUUUCGGAGAAGAUUCGAUAUUUCUUGGAAGUGAUUAUCCCUUUCUGUUGGGCGAACACAUCCCGGGCUUAAUGAUAGAGAAAAGUCAACAUUUGAGCGAUUGCUUGAAAAAGAAACUCUUGAGUGAAAAUGUUUGUAAAUUCCUCGACAUUGAUGUCAAUCGAUAUUCUAUCUGAACAUUGAAUGCAAAGUCCUC
This is a messenger RNA of Medioppia subpectinata, 1059 nucleotides long. Lineage: Eukaryota; Metazoa; Arthropoda; Arachnida; Sarcoptiformes; Oppiidae. The record is from the annotation of a GenBank genome assembly.